Molecule: messenger RNA, 3573 nt
Organism: Lingula anatina
Lineage: Eukaryota; Metazoa; Brachiopoda; Lingulata; Lingulida; Lingulidae
Product: potassium voltage-gated channel protein Shaw-like
Biological process (GO): protein homooligomerization; action potential; potassium ion transmembrane transport
Cellular component (GO): axon terminus; voltage-gated potassium channel complex; presynaptic membrane
Molecular function (GO): delayed rectifier potassium channel activity; protein binding
Source: RefSeq, a predicted model, not a curated record
CCGGUCACUUUUGAAGCCAUCACGGGUCACUGUCCGCCUGUCUAAAGAGGCCAUUAAGGAAGUGUGUGUAUUUUUAGACAUCUGGAAUAAAUUGCUGAAUUUGAGAUGCAUGCUAAGUUCAUAAUUACAAUGUAAAGAGUAAAAGAAACAGAGGCAGGCGAACUAGGAGAGACACAGCGUGAGAAGCACCAAGAGGAUAGACCAUUCAUUUUCACAGACGUGCUUUUAAGGGCGGCAUACAUCGUAUAAUAUGGACAUAGCAAAGCCAGGCCAUAUUGAGAGGACUCUUCGCUACGUAGUUCUUGACGUUCAAAUCUGAUUGCACAACUGCAAGUGGAUUAUUCGGUGAAUGUUGCACGAACAAAAUUUCUCCUUGUUUCAAAGCGAGACACUCAAAGCGAGCUAGAUCUAGUACUAAGUCCAGGUGCCAGUUUCCUUUCAUGUUGAAUGACGUACUGCAUCACCUUGCUGACGAGAUACUAUUGCACGGGAACUCUAAUUGUAUUCAAAGAAUGUCAAUCGAUGUGACUGUCAAAGGCAACAAGAAAACAAUCGUUGGCAUUUAGGGGCAGUUAGUAUCGAAGAACGGAACUUAAAUCAAUCGCGAUCGCGGCCUGGCCAUCGCAAGAAUUUUUGUCGACGGACCAAAAACCAUACUUCUAUCACAUAGUUGUGUACACGGAGCGGAAGCUGUUGCACAAACUGCUUGUACUACAGUGAAAAUUUGGUCAGUAACUUAGAAUGAGCUUAAAGGUCACGGGUACUCCAGAUGGGGAGGCUGGCGUCUAUGGCGGGACCGUUCGAUUGAACGUUGGGGGGUCAAUCCAUGAAGUCAGUUUGCACACUCUCCAGAAUAAAGCGACAGGUCUACUAGCAGAUAAGGAGGAACUGAUGCGCUAUUAUCGGCCUGCAAAGGAAGACUAUUUCUUCGACCGACACCCUGGUAUAUUUUGCGCUAUUCUGAACUUUUACCGCACCGGCGAGCUGCAUGUUCCACUGGACACGUGCGGACCGGCCAUGAAGAACGAGCUGGAGUUCUGGGGAAUAGACGAAAAUGAAGUGGUGGAAUGUUGCUGGGUGAACUACUCGAAUUUUCAAGAACAAAAGGCUUCUCUGGCUAAGUUUGAUUCCUUUUUAGGCAAAGACAUGGAAGUUCAAGAAAAUAGGAAGGCAUCUAAAUGGGAGACAACUAGAAGAAAAGUGUGGAACUACUUAGACAACCCUUCAUCUAGCCUAGGCGCCAAGGUAUAUCUGAGCGUUUCCUUGUUCUUUGUCAUUGUGUCGAUACUCGUGUUUGCCAUGGAUACCCAUGAGGCAUUCCGCAUCAAGCCAGGUGAUCCAGAAUGGGAGAAUUUGCUUUCAAUAUUCCACGUUGAUGACCAAACGUACCAGGAAAUAAUGUAUGAAUACAACGACCUCGCCAAUAAAACCUCAGCAGCGAAUGCAAACGAAUCAUAUAGCCUUCUUCAUCCGGCUAUGGAAAUAAUAAACGUGAUAUGUGCAUGCUUUUUCACAUUUGAAUUGGUGAUGCGGUUUAUAUUUUGUCCACGAAAAUGUCGUUUCUUUCUGGAACCACUGACUAUUAUCGAUCUAAUAGCUGUGGUGCCGUUUUACAUAGAACUGAUAAUGAACAUUUCUAACCCCAAAGAAUUAUUCACGCACUCUGUUCUGGACUUCAUCCACAUCCUUCAAAUUGCCCGCGUUUUUCGUAUCUUCCGAUUGGCCAAGUCUUAUGUUGGAAUGAAAGUGAUUCUGUACUCGCUGAAGGAGAGUCUUGCAGAGAUAGCCCUCACACUCGUCAUUCUCUGUAUCAGCAUGUUAAUUUUUUCAUCGCUGAUGUUCUUUGCAGACAACAUCAACAACCCUGCUUGCCAGUACCCGGAUAUUCCGACAACGCUCUGGUGGUCAAUCAUCACCUUGACCACUGUAGGUUACGGCGAUUUCUAUCCGACUUCAGGGCCUGGUUACGUCGUCGGUGCCAUAGCAGCGUUCUGUGGCGUUCUUUUGCUGGCUCUGACAAUCCCGAUCAUCGUCAGCAAUUUCUUUCUGUAUUAUUCUCACUCUAGAGUGAGACCUAAGAAACAUAAGAAGGACAAACUCGAAGAGUGCGAUUCACGUCAUGGCAGUGUUGAAACACUUUCAAGACAAACCCCACAAAAUAACAAUGGGCAAAGACCCAGUAUAACCAAAGUAACUCCUUGCGAAAGCUAGGAAGUUUGCGUAUAUGAAUCAGAAGGAAGCAAGGAAUCUUUUAUCUGUAAAGUUUUGGUUACUGAAGCUUUCAAACGUCGCUUAUUUUACGAAAAACGUUCCCAACGCCAAUUUGAACAAAACUACUGGUACGGCGAGAACAUAACCCUAUUGUGUCAGCGUGGUAAUGAGGAUACCCAAGUCAUAUUCAGUUGAAUAAGACAAAGAUAUGACUUUUAUUCCUAUUAACUUAAAGAAUAAUGAGCAAGAUGAAGCAUGAACUGGUUUCCACAAGUAACAGCGCAAACACUACGCAUAAUACAGCUGGCAUCUAUAUGUGUGUUGUAACAUCGCUAACUUUUGAAAUUGUCAUAUAUGAGUGCAUGACUGUCGCAUUGAAUGUUAAUACAAUGAAGAUGACUUCCUAGCACUCUGGGAUGAUAUUAAUAUUCAUUAACACUAAACAGGUUUUGAUUACUUUUCCGAUAAUCCUGUUAUGCCAUUGUUUUCAUUUUGGUUCAAUUAAGAAACACAAUCAGACAGUUAUUCUGGAUCGGCUUUCAUGUCUGCCCGUAUGAAAUCCAUUGCCCUUUCUAGUCAUUAUGAGCCUCUCCAUGCGCUGAAAUGUUACAAUCAUGGUAUAUCUAGUUAUGCCAUAUGUUGCUAACCGAUCACAAAAUUAAGAAUAUUUCAAUACAGUAUUUAAGUGUCUUUUAGAAGCAUUCACAUAAAAUACUCAUCUUUUAUUUUACAUUUAUCAUUUAAUAUACGUUGUGUCGCCUCCAAACGCGUUAUCUGGAACUUUUGAAUUUGGCUUUUCCGGACAGAAAGUCCUUAUCAUUUCAUUUGUUAUGAGACAGAGCAUCUCUUUUAAAAUUAUCUCUACUUGAGUUCAAAUUUUUAAACAUGGCACAUUUGAGUAAUUUAUAUAGCAAAACUACCUUUAUUUUAUUUGCUCUAGGUUGUGUGAAAAGCAUAUUAGAUCUUAAACUAUUACUAAAUAACUGCAUCACUGAUCUUUACAUUACUGAAAUACAAACCAUGCCUUUUGUGGCCACUUUCUACUCUUUAUUCAGACGCCCAAUAUCUUUUAAAAGUAAAUCAUUAAAACAAUGAGCAAACAGAAACAAAACAUUCAAUUACACCAAAAAUGAUGAAGAAUGGAAUAACUGUAACGUCUGCCAUGCAUAUGGCGAACGUGGCACAGGUACAGGUUUUUCAAUAGCAAGCGUAUAGUUGUGAUCAAAUAAAGAAAACAAUUGUCAUGAUUGAGUGAACUGUGUAGAAUAUAAUUUACUCAAAUGUGCCCAGAUUUAUUAAAAUGUAACUUUACUUUAAUCGUUUCAAUAAAAUAAAUUUUGUACUCACUAUUUUGCAAUUCAA